UUAAAAUUAUUUUGAAGUUUUUAUUUUCUAAUAUAUGUAUAUUGAGGUUUUUGUAGGUGGGGCAUGAAAGGGUUAACGUAAUUUUUCGACUUAAUGAUGACUUUUCUGCGAAAUCCGUUCUACCCAGUGACUGUUCACUCAAAUGCCUUUUUGAGAAAAACUCAUAUGUGUAUGAAUUUUUUGUUUUGUGGUUUUGAAUGCCGCGUCUUUCACCCUCAUCACAAAACCUGUUCCAACCAAUAGAAGAUUUUAUUUAACUUCUCGGUUUUAACUUCAUAUACAAGGUACAGCUCACAGUGCAAACAAUGCAGAGUUAUUUCUUCAGUGAAACAUAUUAGUUUUAAGCAAAGAAGUCGUACAUACUUUUAUGUGAUUAAAGUGAUUUAUAUUAAUUAUUGGCAUCAUUGCAAUAAGGUGUUUAUGCAAAAAGGAUUGAUCUGAUUAAUCGAAGCCUUGCCUUAUUUCGAAAACCGCAGUUGAUUAUUGUUUAACCCGAAAGAUGCCUAUUUAUUCAAAGAGUGCCAGAUGCUUUCCGAACGAAUGCUACAUUUGCAAAUCGAGGGACAAUUUAAAAAGAUGUGAAUGCAACAUGAUUUCCUACUGUUCAGAGGAUCAUCGACAACAACACCUAUCAACACACGAGGAUUUUUGCAAAGUAGUAAAAGAAUUGUUGAAAAUAAAGGGAAUUCAUCACGAGCUUAUUGGUAUAUAUGAUGAUACCGAAAGUCACGAAUUGACUACAAAAAACAGAGAAAUCCGUAAGCAAAUCAUAAAGAAACUGAAAAGAAAUUUUAGUCCACUGGAGAAUUUUAUGUUUUAUUCUCCACGAAUCUGUUUCAAUUGUCACGAAACAAAACAAAAGUAUUUGAUUAAUUGUCCACAUUGUCCAGUAGCGAGCUUUUGUUUCGUCUGUAAAAAUCAUAAAACUCAUGAUGAAUUUUGUAAAGUAAUGAAUACAUAUUUAAAAGUAUUAACAACGGCCGAGGAAUUUAAAAUUGAUUUAGGAUUUCUGUCUAGUUUUCCAUUUACUGGAGAGGAAUAUCAGAUCGUAGAUAUAGAUUAUCUUACAAUGACGUAUGGAAUAACUGGAACAAACAUAUUCGGAAUGCCGUCGAAAUUACGUAAAAUUUUUCUCAUUAAUUUUAUUGACUUUGCUUCAAAAAUUAAUAACGCUUUACAAAAAAUAUACCUCACGAUUCCAGAGGAAUUGACAAUUCACAUCGAUCACCUUACCUAUGAUAUUUCAGGCGCAACCGUUAAUUAUUGGGAAUUUCUCUUGCACCUUUAUCCACGGAUAAAGAAAUUAAAAAUUGUCAUGACUACAAUUCCAGAUCCAUCUGGAUUAAAGACGUCUCUUUGUAAAAAUUGUCAUUCAGAGGGAAGGAACUUCAUUCUUGAAGCUUCGCUAAAAUCCUACGAAGAUUACAUGCUGGAUGAAAAUUAUCAAGAACCGGACAUACUGUUUUAUCUUCAGAUCAAUAUUAAAACAGCAUCUGAAGAAUUUAAUAAGUGGAGUGAAUUAAAUUGUUCCAUUAUUCUGCAAUUCGAUUCAAACUCCAAUUUUUGUAAAGCACAACAGUUUCUCUCGUCGUCUAGAGCAAAGUUUCGAUUUAUUUUUGGAGGGAAAUUGGCAGUACCAUUCGCUACAUUAUCCUCAAUUGAAAAUGAAGAUUAUUUUAUAAUUUUACAAUCAAAGGGAGACAAAAAACUACAAAAAUCUGUUUGUUCGACAACUGGCGAAAUCAACAAGAAAACCAAUACACCUACUCCAUCGACAUCGAAACGUUAUGCAAUAGCUAUUUUCGAACCCGAAGAAGAGGAGGAAGGAGAGAAGAAUGAAAAAUCAAAAACUGAAAAUUGUAAAAAUAGUUCAAAAUCUAUCAAUAAGGAAUAUUUUGAACCAAAUGUCGAAGAAGAAAAAAUUGAAAAAAAGGACGUUAAAGUUAAUUCUUCUCCAUCGUAUCUAAUCGAACACAUUUCGUACCUUAAAAACGAAAACGAAGGCUUACGACAACAAUUAAAUUUAUCAGUUAAUGAGGUAACGAAACUGCAAACAAAACUCGACCAAGUUUCUAUUGAUUUAAGUAAAAAGAACACGUUAAUAAACAAAAUAUUACGCAAUAUUGUUGAUACUACAGACGCUAGAGACACUGAACUUGAAGACACAGAUUCAUUGUGUGAAAACAACAACGUUUAGUCCAUAUUUAUGGGCAUAUCUCUGGAACCUUUAACUUUCAUGUCCCUCGCAUAUAUUUCGAUAAUUUCAAUAACUUUUUACUUUAUUUUUGUUGGAAAUAUUAAAGCUUGAUAAGAUGAAUCAGUUCCAAAAGGUUUUACAUUAAUUUAUUAAAUAUAUCAAUAAUUAUUCCAAUCUGAGUGCCCGAUUUUUUACAAUAUCUACUUGUCCCUAACCAUACUCUCGGAUGGGUUAAACGAUAAAACUUUGUAAUGAAUAAGAGUUACUAAUUCUAAGACGCAUCUUUUUAAAGUUAAUUAAACAGUGAACACUUUUCCGUAUGAAAAUUAAAAAUUUGUUAAUUUUGAAAAAAGUUAUAAGCUUUCAAACGUUGUCCCUCACUUUUAACCUUUUUGAUCGUAAUCGAGAUAUUUAUCAUUUUUCAUUAAUAAGACAAAUGGCACAUCAAAAUGACUUACGGGAAAUAAAAGUUCAAAUUAUUAGAAUUAUUUUGAGACAUAGUAAAUUGAUGUGCCUCGUGUCUUCAAAAAACUGUUGUAAUUUAAAUAACAGAAAACACGCGCGUACAAAAUUUGAAAACGACCGUAAUUCGAGUGAUACUCCACGAAAAUCAAAUAAAAGUAUUUUAAAAGUACUUGUAAAUAUUUUCGCAUGUGCCAUUUAACAUCCAGUGAAUGUGCUUCAAGAAAAAAUACUUUAUUGCAAAGAUAAUGUAAAAAUAUUUGUCAAUUACGGUCGACCGUAAUCAACCAAAAGUUUUUAGAAAAGAAAUUGUUAAGUAUGAAGUUGUCGAUUCUCACUUUUUUAUAGAAACUGUUAAUAAAUAAAACUGAAGGUUAAGUUUCAAUGUUUAUAUUUUGAUUUUUUAGACAGAAUAAAUGAUCGAAAAAAAUAGGAUAUAUAAGAAAAAAGAAAAAUAGAAAAAAAUGAAUAGAAAUUGGAAAGUUUAUGAGUGUUAAAUUUAAAUAAAAUGUAUCUGGAAAUUGCAAGGUAAACUUUAUACAUUAUAAUUUCAUAUUUUUACAAUUCAGUUUAAUUAAAAUCUAUUUUUAAAAUAAAAACCAUUUUAAUUUUUUAGUAAUUCAAACAAAAAAUAAAAGAAAAGUAAUGUUAAUGACU
Leptopilina heterotoma is the source of this 3316-nucleotide messenger RNA. RefSeq lists its product as uncharacterized. The transcript is spliced from 2 exons. The record is from RefSeq and is a predicted model, not a curated record. Lineage: Eukaryota; Metazoa; Arthropoda; Insecta; Hymenoptera; Figitidae. Bases 500 to 2197 code for a protein of 565 amino acids.